UUUGCAUACUGAUUUUCACAUACUUUAUAGCGUGGAAGUAUGCGAUUUUGGAUGUAGGAGAGGAAUCCAUGCGUCGCACCAUCUCUCCUGUCACUCAAGGUGUGCUCCAAUGAAACACCAGGCCAAGCACUACGUCAUAGUGGUAGGCGGGGCGCACGCGCGUGCCUUUUUGCGACCAUUCUCUGUUGCGGCUGCAUGUGGAGGCGUGUUUGUGGAUUUUUUCCGUUUUAUCGCUGGAAAUGGCAUCAGUGGGAGACGCCGGGGCGAAAAGACAGAUGUUUUAUGAUAUCGAGUGUGUAAUAGAUGAUUGUGAUGGUGAGCUCGGCUACAAGCCUCUGUCAGACAGCGACGAACUGGACGAGUCCGCGGAGGAAGACGAAGCGCGCGAGGAAGGGAUUGAUUCUUCUGAGGAAUGGGAACCAAUUACAGGACGCUCAAAAGCAAAGAGGCAACAAUACAACUCGUCAUCAACACCACGCCGGCGGGGCCGACCACGCAAAUACCCCUUAUCUCUAACAGCGAGCAGGAGUUUCACUAUACACCCUUCUUAUUCCCCCUCCGGACCUCGACGAAGAGGCAGACCCCCUAAAGACAAACCUAAAACUGUACUCCUGCCUGAGCCCACCCUUUACCCCCAAAUCAUCCCUAAAACAAUUCCUUAUUCCUCACCUUUCCUCAAUUCCCGUCCCACCAAUAAAUUUAGCCCUAAUGCAACAUCUGUACCCCUUCCUAAUAAUAUUCAGUCCAUUAAACUCUUAAAUCCUAAUUCUCCACCCAUUCACACUUCUAGUCCUACAUCUUUUACAUUUAGCAUUAAUUCCACCCAUAAACCCCUUACUAAUACUGUACCCAGCAUUACAUUUGCAUCUAAUUCCUCGCCCAUUCUCACAUCUAAUCCCACACCCAUUCAAUUCCGCCCUAAUUCCACACACACCAUCACAGUCAACCCUAAUUCCUCACCCACGUCUCAUUCAACACCGAUAUCUUCCAGACUUAUCAGUAAACCCACACAAGCUGGGCUUCUGUUAAACACAAACACAGUCAACAAGAUCAAUGAUUCGUUGAAAAAAAGGCAUCCAUUGGAGGAGAAGGUCGAUUCAUUGGCAGUAAUACAACAGAUUCCAGAGCAUUCAACAUCACUUAAACUUUUAGCAAAGAGACCACGACUCUCGCCACCAUCGCCUCCAGCCAUCACCCCACUACGCCGGAGAGGCAGACCCCGUAAACUCGCCCCUAAAAUCACAUCCAACUCCUUAGAUGAACAUGCAACUGGCCUGAUUUCCUCUGAUGAACCUGCAACCUUCUCCAAUCCCACAGCUGAACCCCCAGCUGUGUUGAAUCCUUUAACCACCUUUAAUCCCACUAUUGAACCUUCAGCAUCCUCCAGUCCGACUGCUGAACCUGCAACCUUCUCCAAUCCCACAGCUGAACCCCCGGCUGUGUUAAAUCCUUUAACCACCUUUAAUCCCACUAUUGAACCUGUAGCAUCCUCCAGUCCGACUAAUGAACCUGCAACUUUCUGCAAUCCCACUGUUGAGUCUUCUACCACCUUUAAUUCCACUGCUGAACCUGCAACCACUUUGACUCUCAUGCCCGAGAGGGUUCUGGCCAUCAGCCACUUUGACAACAGCAAUGAGACAACCACACCAUUACGCCGGAGAGGCAGACCCCGUAAACAUGCCUCUCAAAUCAAAUCCAGCUCAGCCGAACCUGCAACGGCCCUGACUCCCACUGUUGAACCUGCAACCACCUUUGAUCCCACUAUUGAACCUGCAGCAUCCUCCAGUCCGACUACUAAACCUGCAACCUUCUCUAAUCCAACUGUUGAAUCUUCUAUCACCCUAAAUUCCACUGCUGAACCUGCAACCACCUUUAAUCCCACUAUUGUAUCUGCAGGCUCCUCCAGUCCGACUGCUAAACCUGCAACCUUCUCUAAUACCAUUGUUGAAUCUUCUACCAUCUUUAAUUCCACUGCUGAACCUGCAACCACAUCCAAUUCUACUGCUGAACCUGCAACCACUUUUACUCUCAUGCCAACUAGGCUUUCGGCCAUCAGCCACAACACCAACGAGACAACCACACCACUACGACGAAGAGGCAGACCCCGUAACCGUGCCUCUAAAAUCAACUCCAACUCAGGCGAACCUGCAACGAAGACCAGUCCUACUGUUGAACCUGCAGCCGUGUUGAAUCCCACUGCUGAACCUUUAACCAGCAUUAAUCCCACUAUUGAACCUUCAGCCUCCUCCAGUUCAACUGCUGAAAUUGCAAUCUUCUCCAAUCCAACUGUUGAAUCUCCUACCACCGUUAAUCCCAUUGCUGAAACUGCAACCACAUCCAAUUCCACUGCUAAACCUGCAGCCACUUUUACUCUUAUGCCUGAUAGGCUUCUGGCCAUCAACAACAAGGAAACCACACCACUACGCCGGAGAGGCAGACCCCGUAAACGUGCCUCUAAAAUCAACUCAGCCGAACCUCCAACUGCCCUGAUUCCCAUUGCUGAACCUGCAACCUUCUCCAGUCCCACUGUUGAAUCUUCUACCACCUUUAAUCUCACGCCUGCUGGGCUUCUGGCCAUCAGCCACUUUGACAACAGCAACAGGACAACCACCCCACUACUUGCAACUCCCCUGAAUCCCACUGCCACACCUUCAACCCCCCCCAAUUCCAUCAGCCAGUUUGACAAAGCCUGUAACAGCAACAAGACCACCAUCCCACUACACGGGAGAGGUGGACCCCGUAAACGCACCUCUAAAGUCAGCUCCAACACCUUAGCUGAACCUGAAAGACCCAUGAUUACCACUGCUGAACCUGUAACCGUCUCCAAUCCAACCGCUGAACCUGCUGCAACUGUCUCAAAUUCUUCUGAACCUGUAAUAUUCUCCAGUCCCAUUGCUGAACCUGCAACCAUGUUCAAUUCCACCAGUAACAGCAACAGGACAACCACCCCGUUACACCAGAAAGGCCGUAACCACACCUCUAAAAUCAACUCCCAUUCCACUGUUGAAAUUGCAACCACCUCUUCAAUCGCUGGGCCUCUGGCUGUCUGUGACAUUGACAGUAACAGCAACAGGAUCUCUAGCUCGGUAACCCGGAGAGGCAGACCCCGUAAACGUGCCUUUAAAAUCAUCUCGAGUUCCAUGGCUAAACCUGAAACCUCCUCCAAUCCCCCUGCUGAACCUGUAGCCACAUUCAGUCCCACUGCUGAACCUUUAACCACAUCCAGUUUCACUGCUGAUCCUUUAACCUCCUCUAAUCUCAUGUCUGCUGUGCCUCUGGUCAUCAGUGAUCUUGGCAAAGAUAGUAACAGCGGGAGGAUCUCUGAUUCAGGGAAAGAAGACCCGUAUGAAGACUAUGUCGAUUGUGCAGAAGAGCAGAACCCUUUAAUGGAGCAAGAUUCAGAACAUUCAACAUCACCUGUGUCAAAAGCACGAAGGGUCGAACUCGCAUCUAGACCCGUCUCUGAACCCACCACCAUCCCAAAUCCUAUCGUGACGUCAGCUGCUCACUCUCAACACGAUGCCAUACCUGUACCCAUGCUUGAUUCCACCCCCAACUCUAAACAUUCAUCACGACGCAGAGGUCGCCCCCGUAAACAUUUCCGUAAAAUCGGCCACACCUCUAAACUAACCCCUGAACCCAUCCAUAAUUCCAUGCCCUCUGAACUCACACCCACCUCUAACCCCAACUCAACAACCAGCUCUAAAACCACCUUUGACAUCGACCCCAAAGCCAAAUUAACAUCUGCACAAACUACUUCUGCUCUGGAUUGUCCCAAGGAAAAAGUAGAAAAUGCCCCUCAGACAGAUAUGUGGCAUGAUGUCACUGUUGAGGAUGAAGAACCUCUGCUCCCAGAUUUCUGUCCGAAGCGACCUCCAGGGCCACAGCUUAGGGAAACAACACGCACUCCCUUGCAGUUAUUUCAGCUGUUUUUUACCUCUUCUGUCAUCCAGACAAUCGUUAGAAACACCAACAGCUAUGCUAAGAAGAAGGCAGAUGUUUCGAAGAAGCUCAGCUGGGUUCCUCUCACAGUAAAUGAGUUUUACUCCUAUGUGGCAUUGGUUCUGUACAUGGGCUUGGUAAAGGCAGACUCUCUGAUGAACUACUGGACAAAAAAACGACUAUACAGGUUUUCAUACCCACGAUCCAUCAUGUCCCAAAUGAGAUUCCAGUCCAUCUUUUGUAAUCUUCACCUGUGUGACCUUCAAGAAGAUGAGGAGAACGACAAGAAAAGAGGCUCCCCGGAUUAUGACCGUCUGCUGAAGAUCAAACCUCUGUAUACAGACAUUCUUUCGGCGUGUAGGGCGUACUUUCACCCUAACAGAGAGAUUUCGGUACAUGAGAGAUUGCAUACUUCAAAAACUCGAAUGGGACCAACCAAACCGGGCUACAGGCUCUUUGUUCUUGCCGAUUUGUCUUCUGGAUACAACUGGAAUUUCUUCGUAUAUGACGGAAAGAAUUCCACAUCACCAGGAAAAGGCAUCCGUUAUAAUUCCGUAAUGAGACUGCUGGAUCUCAAGUUCCUCGGUAACGGUUACAAGUUGUAUACAGACACUUUGUACACCAGUCCAACUCUCUACCGGGAUUUAUUGCAAAAUGACAUCCUCGCGUGUGGCCCUCUACGUCGUACCUUUAGUUUACCGGAGGUUAAGGUUUCGAGCGAGAGCGCUGAUAGAGGUUCGAUCCGCUGGUGUCGUCAGGGUCGGCUUCUGUUCGUCAGGUGGACGGAUAAGAGAGAAAUCGUCACGUGUUCCACCAUGCACAAGGCGUUUGCGGGCGACUUUAUCAUUAGGAGAGUCAGGGAUGAAGACGGUGUGUGGAAUCUGCGUCAAAUCCCUGUUCCACCUGCCGUGAAAGACUGCAAUAAAUACAGAAACGAUGAGGACUCUUACAACGCCCUAAUAUGGUAUUACAACAUCCUCUACAAAACCAAGAAAUGGUACAAGACGUUCUUUAUCCAUUUUCUUGAAAUGGCAGUGGUGAACUGUUAUGUUCUUCACCAACACUUGGCGAAGGCUCAGAACGAGACCCCUUUGAGUGAGAAAGUGUUUAGGGAAAAGCUUAUAUCCGAGUUGCGACGUGCCGGCAGAGGCAAGAGAUCCUCUGCUCCUGCCACAAGAGACCCAUCCAACAAAAAGCCGUCACCAUCGGCCUUAUCCGCUCCGACUGAGAGAUGCUUGCCGCAGCACUUCGGUUCACAUGUUACAUCUGAGAAGAGACAGUGUGUGAGGUGUAAACUUUCAGGACAUAAAGUCAAGACAAACGUAUGGUGCUUGCACUGCAAGGUGGCCUUGUGCUUGGUGCCCUCAAGGAACUGCUUUCAGAAAUGGCACAUUGAGGGACACUCUUCAGGAUGAUCAUGAGCGCGUUUGUUGUUCGUUUUAUAUGAUGGUGUUUGCGCUUGUAUAGUAAUGGAUCCAUUUAGUGUAAAUAAAACGUGUGUGUUUUUAUUCAAAUUUUUUAGAGAAUAGCUGUGACUUCUUAAAGCUACUUUGUGAAAUGUUUUAUCGUUGCUGAUGUGACAGUUUUACUGAGUUUGAAGACUGUUCAGAGUUGUCCGUUCACAUUCAUUUUGAAUUAAGUUCAUUCCAGGUCCUAAAUGUUCUGCUAAGUAAAACAACUUGGAUGAAAAUCAUUAAUGGACAUUUGUCAUAUGCUUAAAGUUGUAUUUGUGUGUUUUGUUGAUGCACUCCAUCAUACUCUUGAAUUUUCUUGACAAGUUUUAGUAAAAAAUCUUUUAAAAAUUUA
Misgurnus anguillicaudatus (oriental weatherfish) is the source of this 5748-nucleotide messenger RNA. RefSeq lists its product as uncharacterized. The record is from RefSeq and is a predicted model, not a curated record. Lineage: Eukaryota; Metazoa; Chordata; Actinopteri; Cypriniformes; Cobitidae. Gene Ontology annotation, molecular function: DNA binding.